CUCUUUUCUAUUUCUCCCACUUCAAUGAUUCAAAGACUCAAUUGGUAGACAACAUUAUACGCCAGGCUACUAUUUAGGGUUUGGAACUCCUGCGAAAAUACAGUGUCCGUUUGGUGUCUAUAUAAGCUCUACUACCCACUCUAACCACUCCAACCGCACGAUGGGAUUCACCACCGGCUUCACCAGCGGCGUAACUCUUACACUCGGAAUUGCCUAUCUCACCGUCCUCGCACACGAGCGCAACCGCAACGCGCAAGGCGAAAACCUACGCAGUCAAUCCUCCCUCCUCAACACCCUGCUCCUCUCCGACCCAAGCCUCACCUACUCCGCCCCCGACUUGGAGACCGGACGCACGAGCCGCGCGACGCUCGUCGAGACGGCCAAGGACCGCUGGAACGCGGAGAUCCAGAACGCAGUGCGCUGGGUGCAGGGCGCGGAGUGGGGCAACGUGAAGGAGGGGAUGGAGGGCGCGGUUGCUAAGGCGCUGGGGACGGGGCUGGAGAAGUCGAGAGAGGAGAUUCAGCUUGCGGAGGAUAAGGCGGGGCCGAUUGCUAGGGAGGCGAUUGAGAGGGCUAGGCACGGCGCGAAGAUGGGCUUUGAUGGGUCCAGGGUUGCGGCUGAGAGGGCGGCAUCGAGGGCGCUGAGUGCUACGAGCGAGAGGGAGUCGAAGUUUGAGGGGAAGACCGAGCAUGGGUUGGAGAAUGCGAGUGCGACCGCGAAGGAGGCGUGGAGGAAGGGCGUGGAGAAGUCUCAUGAAGUUGCGGAGCGGCUGAGACUCGGGGAAGAAUCUGCUGCCCACGCUGCAAGGCGGCAGUGGGAGAAAAGCACUGAAGCAGCUCACGAGAUUGGCAAGAGAGAGGGCAUUUAUGGAGACAAGGCAGAGCACGGCCUCGAGAAUGCGGGGCCUGUGGCUAGGGAGGCCUGGAGGAAGGGUGUUGAGAAGGGACGUGAGAUCGAGAAAGGACUGCGUCUUACUGAGACGGUCGCCGAGCAUGCUGUGCGGGCCGCGGCACACCACGAGGCUGCAAAGGCUUCGGAGGUUGCAGAAGGACUGAAGCUUACGGAAGAGGGCGUCGUUGGGGCAGUGAAGAGGACUGUCGCACGCGGCAAAGAGGUUGUGGAGAGCGCCAUUGGAAGGACGAGUGGACACGAGGAGGCAGAUGGGCUGACAGAUGUGCAGAGGGCCUUGAAGCAAAGGUACGACGCGGCUUCCCCGCUGAACAAGUCGGUUAGGGAGGCGUUGGCGGAGAGAUAUACGCCAGUUGACCAGAAGUCAAAUUCGAACUUGAGAGGUUUAUGA
This is a messenger RNA of Pseudogymnoascus destructans, 1300 nucleotides long. RefSeq lists its product as uncharacterized. Bases 161 to 1300 code for a protein of 379 amino acids. The record is from RefSeq and is a predicted model, not a curated record. Lineage: Eukaryota; Fungi; Ascomycota; Leotiomycetes; Thelebolales; Thelebolaceae. The transcript has 2 exons. Gene Ontology annotation, biological process: cristae formation. Gene Ontology annotation, cellular component: mitochondrial crista junction; MICOS complex.